CCUCAUCAAUCUCGCCUUGACAACAACAGCCUCGCAAUGGAAUCACCAGAGCUGGAUCGUAGAUCAGCCGAUCCUUCAGGUUCAAAGAAAGGUCCCAAUCCAAAUCGAGAUUAUAAACAACAUUUCCUUCGACAGAAACAACGAUAUGAUGCAGCAAGCUCGGAUCAAAUUGCUCGUAAUAGAGAGCUGAGUCGUGCAAGCCUUAAGCAAAUGAAGCUGCAAGAUGAGAUUGAAUUCCUACUUGAUGCAAUCGCUGGUGAGAAGCAUAGACGGAAGAAUAUAGCAAGGAGAAAUGACUCAUCAGCUGCUAAGAGUAAUAGCGUAGAUGCAGCAAUUGAAACAACAGAGAAAGAAGAUGUUAAACCGAUCAUUCAAGCAGUCGACCAUACUCCGAAACAGACUGAAGCACAACAAGUAGAUGAUGAGCUGGACGAUCUCAUGCAAGAGGAUACGACUGAAACGAAUUCAAGACGGCCUGAUAGACGAUCAGGCGGUCGACAAAGUAGGAUAUCAGUCACUGCUCCUGCUCCUAAUCCAGAAUCAGCUUCAGCCAGCGGCAGUGUCAAACGUAGAAGGGCAUCCUAUUCCGACACGGAUGAUGAGCUACUGGAAUCAGCAGGCCUCUCUUCUACCAAGCGAGCUCGCAAUGACUAAUAUGCUGUGAUCAAACUGUCUGUAAUUAUAUUUUCAAGUCCAUUGUACUAUUAUCUAGUCAGACCUUCUGGCUCCUUAAAACAUGUAUCAUUAUCGCUUUCUGAACACAAAGAACUAUUCGUCACACCUUAUAUCACAC
Meira miltonrushii is the source of this 793-nucleotide messenger RNA. RefSeq lists its product as uncharacterized. NCBI's taxonomy places the organism in Eukaryota, Fungi, Basidiomycota, Exobasidiomycetes, Exobasidiales, Brachybasidiaceae. Bases 37 to 654 code for a protein of 205 amino acids. The record is from RefSeq and is a predicted model, not a curated record. The transcript has 3 exons.